Messenger RNA from Rana temporaria (common frog), 2698 nucleotides. RefSeq names its product premelanosome protein (gene PMEL). The transcript is spliced from 12 exons. Gene Ontology annotation, biological process: melanosome organization. NCBI's taxonomy places the organism in Eukaryota, Metazoa, Chordata, Amphibia, Anura, Ranidae. The record is from RefSeq and is a predicted model, not a curated record. Gene Ontology annotation, cellular component: melanosome. The coding region runs from base 78 to 2444 and encodes 788 amino acids.
AGUGCCUGUUAAAUGUUUUAAUAGGGACCUUCAUUAUUUCUUCCACUGCGCUUCAGUCCUGGUUGGGAAGUUAACGGAUGACUGAACAAGGCAUGAUGAGAGGGGUCUGGAGUUUGGCUGUUCUCUGGCUGCUGUGUGCUGGAAUUGAGGCUCAGAAUGGAUCUCGGAGUAGGGUUCAGCAAAGCAAUUCGGAGGUGCAGAGUAAUAAGCGCCCUCCCUUCAGGUCAUGGAACAGUCGGAUGUACCCAAUCUGGAAAGGCAGCGAGUCACAGAAAAGAGACUGCUGGAAAGGAGGUCAAGUCGCCUUUAGUGUCCAAAACGAUGCACCAACCUUGACUGGUGCCAAAGCCACCUUCUUCAUCAAGAUAAACUUCCCACAGAAUCAGACAGUGCUACCUGAUGGACAAGUUGUCUGGAACCAAAACCGCACUGACAAUGGUACCUGGGCUCCAGUUUACUCUGAUGAGGGGACAGAAGGUUCCGAGUGUAAAUUUCCAGAUGGCAGUCCUUUUCCACGUGAUUCUGAGAAAAGGCGCAGCAAGUUUGUCUAUGUUUGGCAAGCAUGGGGAAAGUAUUGGCAGGUAGUAGAUGGGCCCUCCUCCAAUCUAACCAUAGAUACAGAUGGUAUUCCCCUUGGCUCAUACACAAUGGAAGUGGUUGUGUACCAUUAUCGUGGAAGACAAAAGUUUAUACCCAUUGGCAGCACCUCCUCUCAGUUUGUAAUUACUGAUCAGAUACCAGUUUCUGUAUCCAUAUCGCAAGUUCUUGACCUGGACCAGGAGGAUCAGCGCUUUAUCCAAAAUAGAGCUGUGUCCUUCUCUCUAGCAGUGCAUGACCCAAGCAACUAUCUUCAAGCAGCUGAUAUCUCCUUCUCCUGGGAUUUUGGAGAUCAAAGUGGCACAUUUAUCACCCGAAACACAGCAGUCACCCAUACAUACAUUACACCUGGUGUAUUCAAUGCAAAAGUUGUUGUGCAGGCUGCCAUUCCAAUCACUCCAUGUGGCGGUACUGUUGCUGUGUUAACAACUGCACAGGUGGUGGGUUCUACAGCUCAACCUCCAGAGCCUUCAACAAGAGCAGCUGCCAUAACCACAGCUGGUGGGCAAACUGUUGCACCCAGUACUGCUGCAGUUCCAGGUAACUCAACGCUGUUGGACACAGAAGCUAAUGCCUUGAUAACUGUUGCUUCCCUAAAUGAAGAGGUUAAUGUGGAACCAGAAGAGGAUCCUGCGAUUGCAACUGCUGUUCCUGAAAAUGAACAAGCUUUGCCAGCAGAUGAGUCAGAGGUGGUAGCUGCGACAGCUAUUGUGCCCACAGACACUGCUGCUAACCAGGAUGUAGUGGCUGUAACCCAACCAGAAGCAGUAGGCACAGAGGCUACCCAGGAUGUAGUGGCUGUAACCCAACCAGAAGCAGUAGGCACAGAGGCUACCCAGGAUGUAGUGGCUGUAACCCAACCAGAAGCAGUAGGCACAGAGGCUACCCAGGAUGUAGUGGCUGUAACCCAACCAGAAUCAGUAGGCACAGAGGCUACCCAGGAUGUAGUGGCUGUAGCCCAACCAGAAGCAGUAGGCACAGAGGCUACCCAGGAUGUAAUUCCAAGCGAUGAAUCUGUAUUGACAGAAGAUGUAACAUCAGACAAUGCUCUAGAUCAGCUUGAAGUAAAUGCAACACCUGUUGCCGAGGGUACAGAUGCUGCACCAGCUACCGAGGCUUCCCAGGAUGUAGCUAGUGCUGUACCUACACAAGCUGUGGCAAAUGAAGUUGUGGCAAAUGAAGUUGUAACAGUCACUGAGGCUAAUGGUGAAGUGUUGCUGCUGGCCAAGCGUCAGGCACCAGAAGGACCCAUUGUAGGAUGUUUGCUUUAUCGUUAUGGAACAUUUGCAGCUGACCUGGAUAUUGUCUCGGGCAUUGAAAGCAUACAGAUUGUGCAAGUGGAGCCAAUUGUAUCAGCAGGGCUUGAGAAUACAGUGGAGUUUACAGUCACAUGUCAAGGAAGUGUACCAAGAGAAGUGUGCACCGUAAUCUCUGGCCCUGACUGUGAUAAUCCACAGCAGACAGUAUGCAGCCCAGUGGAACCCUCUUCUGACUGUCAGGUGGUCCUGCGUCAAGUCUUCAACGAAACAGGCGUCUUCUGUGUUAAUGUGUCAUUGGCCGAUGAUGUUAGCUUGGCUGUUGCCAGCACUCAAGUUAGUGUUUCAGCAGGUGUAGCAUCUUCAGUGAAUGGGGUUGCUGUUACAGUUGGCGUUCUCCUUGCUGCUCUUGCAAUAGCUACUGUAGCUUACACUUACAGGCAUGUGAAGUCAUAUACCCCAAUCAGAAGUAGCCAUGCAACUGGUAACUGGUUUCCUGAUCGUCCAUCUCUUUGGCUCUUCAUUCAAAAUGCACUUGGGCGAUCUGCAAGUGGAGAGAAUAGCCCCCUUCUAAAUGGUCGGGUAGUGUGAGGCAAAGGAUGAGCAUGGACGAGAGUAGCUUCAAAAGCUCUGGCAAAUGCCUUGCACACAAUUUGGACAAUCCUUUUAUUUUUCUAUGCUGGAUAUCAUGCUAUUGACAUGUUCUCCUGAAUAAAUUCACUAUGAGGUCCAGUAGUAUAAACCUACACAGGAUGGUGUCUCUUCCUUGUGGAAGAGUUCAUUGGCACAACCUUCAACCUAAUGGCUGAACUUUUUACCACCAAUAAAUUCUCUUUAAACAUCCA